AUGGCUACAUGGAUUUGUUUUCUCCGUGGUGUUCCCGCGGUGGUUGACUUUGCGGCUAUGAGAGAAGCGGUGAAGGCGUUGAAUGGAGACCCCGAGAAGAUCAACCCGAUUUGUCCGGCCGACCUUGUCAUCGAUCACUCUGUGCAGGUGGACGUGUCACGCAGCCUUCUAAGAUAUUGUCCCAAUCCAGGUGGAGGGGCCAAACCCAGCGACCCACAGGGGUCGGGUCAAGGUCAAGGUCUGAAGUCAAAGACGACCCCUUGCCGUAUUUGCACCGACGCGUCGGGAGUGCCAGUGUUAGACACGGUGUGUCCGUUUCAUGGAUAUAAAACUUGCGGUGCUGAUGCAUUAGAGCAAAAUCAGGAACUGGAAUUUUCAAGGAAUCAGGAGAGAUUUCUCUUCUUGAAGUGGGGUGCCAAGGCCUUGAAGAACCUGACAAUUGUCCCUCCGGGCUCUGGUAUAGUGCACCAAGUUAACCUUGAAUACCUCGCAAGAGUUGUCUUCACCACCGACGGAGUUAUGUAUCCUGACAGCGUGGUUGGAACGGACUCGCACACAACGAUGAUCAAUGGAUUGGGAAUUGUUGGUUGGGGUGUUGGCGGAAUCGAAGCGGAGGCGGUGAUGCUGGGUCAGUCGGUCAGUAUGGUAUUACCCGAGGUCAUCGGCUACAAGCUGACUGGAACUCUGUCGCCCCUAGUCACUUCGACAGACGUCGUACUCACGGUCACCAAGCAUUUACGGCAGAUUGGCGUUGUUGGGAAGUUUGUGGAAUUUUUUGGUCCAGGAAUCGUCCAAUUGUCCAUCGCUGACCGCGCAACAAUUUCCAAUAUGUGCCCGGAGUAUGGAGCAACAGUCGGUUACUUCCCGAUAGACGAACAGAGCAUUGAGUAUCUGAAACAGACAGACGAACAGAGCAUUGAGUAUCUGAAACAGGUUAGAGUCAUUGGUUACUUCCCGAUAGACGAACAGAGCAUUGAGUAUCUCAAACAAAUCGUGGAACUCAAUCUCAGUUCGGUCGUCCCAUGCUGCUCCGGACCGAAGCGACCUCACGACAGAGUUCCGGUUACCGAGAUGAAGUCUGACUUCAAAACCUGCUUGUCAAAUAGAACCGGAUUCAAGGGAUACGGUAUUCCUGCCGACAAAAUGAAUGCCUGCGUCCCGAUAGUGUAUGAAGGUCAAGAGUACAUGUUGUCACAUGGUUCUGUGGUUAUUGCCGCCAUUACAAGUUGUACCAACACCAGCAAUCCGUCAGUCAUGCUGGGUGCAGGUCUGCUGGCUAAGAAAGCAGUGGAAGCGGGACUGUCUGUGAAACCGUACAUCAAGACGAGUCUGUCUCCAGGAAGUGGCGUUGUCACGUACUACCUGAAGGAGAGCGGAGUCAUGCCAUUUCUAGAAAAACUUGGAUUUGACAUAGUCGGAUAUGGCUGUAUGACGUGUAUUGGAAACAGCGGACCACUUCCGGACGCGGUCGGGGAAGGAAUUGAAAAGGGUGACUUGGUGGCUUGUGGCGUGUUGUCUGGUAACCGUAACUUCGAAGGUCGAAUUCAUCCACUGACUCGAGCCAACUACCUCGCCUCCCCACCUCUCGUUAUCGCCUACGCUCUCGCCGGAACAGUCUGUAUAGACUUUGAGAAGGAUCCAUUAGGAACCAAUGCGGAAGGUAAACCUGUGUUUCUUGGAGACAUCUGGCCAUCCAGAGAGGAAAUUCAGGUUGUUGAGAAAGAGUUUGUUGUGCCAGCCAUGUUCAAAGAUGUGUAUUCGAGAAUUACAAAAGGCAACUCUCGCUGGAACGCCCUGGAAACCCCCGAAACCUUGCUGUAUCCCUGGGAUGAGAAAUCCACCUACAUCAAGUGUCCACCUUUCUUCGAUAACAUGACCAAAGAGCCUACACCUCCUGAGUCUGUGAAGGAUGCAUUUGUUCUGCUGAAUCUUGGCGACUCUGUGACCACGGACCACAUCUCGCCGGCAGGCAGUAUUGCCAGAAACAGUCCUGCCGCUCGCUUCCUGUCUGCAAGAGGCCUCGUUCCUCGAGAUUUUAAUUCGUAUGGCUCCCGGAGAGGUCACGAUGCUGUCAUGGUUCGCAGUUCAUUCGCAAACAUCCGACUGUUGAACAAGUUCAUCGGGAAGGCAGCUCCAAAAACAAUCCACAUACCAAGUGGAGAGGUGAUGGAUGUGUUUGAUGUGGCAGAGCGGUACCGCAGUGAAGGGAAACCAGUAAUUCUAUUGGCUGGGAAGGACUACGGCUCUGGCUCGUCGAGGGACUGGGCCGCUAAAGGGCCGUCCUUGCUCGGGGUUCGGGCAGUGAUCGCAGAAAGCUAUGAGAGAAUUCACCGUAGUAACCUGAUUGGGAUGGGCCUGGUACCCCUCCAGUAUCUCGAUGGACAGAACGCAGACUCACUGAAAUUGACGGGCAAGGAGACGUAUUCCAUCGAGCUUCCAACAGAACUGACAACCGGACACAUUCUGGAUGUUAAGCUUGGUGAUGGCCGUUCGUUCCAGGUAAAGGCACGAUUCGACACGGAUGUGGAGCUGGAGUAUUUCCGUAAUGGUGGCAUUCUCAACUACAUGAUCAGGAAAAUGAUAUAGUCACUCCAAUAACCUUCACCUUGCAUUAUACCGCACUUCGCACAAAACUGGAGAGAGCAUGAUGGACCUGUUCUAAACUUAGACCAUUAAACUGCCAGGAUGUAACUCUUAAAACUGGAGAGAGCAUGAUGGACCUGUUCUAAACUUAGACCAUUAAACUGCCAGGAUGUAACUCUUAAAACUGGAGAGAGCAUGAUGGACCUGUUCUAAACUUAGACCAUUAAAUUGCCAGGAUGUAACUCUUAAAACUGGAGAGAGCAUGAUGGACCUGUUCUAAAUUUAGACCAUUAAACUGCCAGGAUGUAACUCUUAAAACUGGAGAGAGCAUGAGGGACCUGUUCUAAAUUUAGACCAUUAAACUGCCAGGAUGUAACUCUUAAAAUUGAUCAAAAUUAUCAAAUGUUUGACAUCCAAUAGCCGAUGAUUAAUAAAAAAAAGUCAAUGUGCUCUAGUAGUGUUGUUAAGCAAAACAAACUUUAAACUCCUAAAACUGGAGAGAACAUGUUGGACCUGUUCUAAAUUUGUACAUGUAUCUCUUAGCAAGGUGUAAUGAUAUCAAGUGCUCGAAUGAUUACGGUAAACGCUUCUGGUGUAAUUCAGGAUUUUCAUUGGCAUGGUGAAAUUAAACCAAGUGAUUAAGUGAAAAUUGUAUUAAACUGUUACCAUGUACCAUAUUUAUGGCUUGGUGAAAUUAAACAGUGUUUAUACGAAAUCUAUUAUCAACCGAUAUUUUUGUAUUUAUGACUUGAAAUUAAACAAAGUGUUUACAUUAAAUCUAUUAUCAACUGAUAUUUUGUAUUUAUGGCUUGGUGAAAUUUAAUGCAUUGAUUAAACAAAACUCAUAUGGUCUGUUAAUGGCAUGGUAAAUAAGUGAUUAAAUUAAAUGUGUUAUAAACUGAGAUAUGUUUGUAGCAUUGUGAAAUUUUGUAAAGUGAUUAAAUAAAAAUCGUAUUGGACUCAUAUGGUGAAUAAAGCGAUUAAAUUAAA
Molecule: messenger RNA, 3573 nt
Organism: Gigantopelta aegis
Lineage: Eukaryota; Metazoa; Mollusca; Gastropoda; Neomphalida; Peltospiridae
Product: cytoplasmic aconitate hydratase-like
Exons: 21
Coding region: 1-2586 (861 amino acids)
Biological process (GO): citrate metabolic process; tricarboxylic acid cycle
Cellular component (GO): mitochondrion; cytosol
Molecular function (GO): aconitate hydratase activity; 4 iron, 4 sulfur cluster binding
Source: RefSeq, a predicted model, not a curated record